UUCUUAGAAAUCAAAACAGUGAGCAAAUACUAUCUGUUUCAAAACAACAACAAUCCUUUGGUUCACUCUUCCAAAACAGCUGUUCAGAUCAGAAGCCAUGCUCAAAAGUUUUUCUCCAAGGUGGCUCGUGAAGCUGACAGUAGUAGCGACAGCUCGAUCAAAACGGUUGUGAUCCCACCUCCUCGUCCAAAGAGGAAACCAGCACAUCCUUAUCCUCGGAAAUCGCCUGUUCCAUAUUCUCAGUCUCCUUCCUCAGCUAUGGAGAAAGGAACAAAAUCUCCAACUUAUGUGCUAUCACCAUUUGAUUCAGAGGAUCAGGUCAACCGAUGCUCCUCUCCUAACUCGUGUACCAGUGACAUGCAAUCCUUUGAUAAGAAGAAUGACUACGCAACAUCCAAGAAAUCUUGGAGAACUUGGAGAAGAGUGCAGAAGCACGGAAACGGCUAACCUCGUUAGAAAAACAAGAACCCUGUUAUCGUGCAAAUGUGUUCAGACCAUACAAGAGAUGCUUAUCGGCAUACCUCGUUAGAAAAACAAGAACCCUGUUCUUCAUCACCAAGUGUAUUCGUUCAACUAAUUGAAACUAUAUUUCAAGCUUAAGUAUCGUUUCAAUAAUUAAUAGUCAAGAUUUGGCCAAGGUGAUUAGAAAAACGUGAACUUUAAACUAGGCUUCAGAUUACUGAAACUUCGUGCAAGGCCAACAUCUAUAGAACUUACCUGCAUGGAUUGCUUGAAAAUAUCGCAUUGGGAAUAACAUCUCGAAGCUCUUCAGUUAAAGAGUUUGGUAAGCCGCAUCUUGGCAAGACUGUUGAGGG
Messenger RNA from Brassica napus (rape), 815 nucleotides. RefSeq names its product protein REVEILLE 7-like. The annotation marks the transcript as partial. The transcript has 2 exons. The record is from RefSeq and is a predicted model, not a curated record. Lineage: Eukaryota; Viridiplantae; Streptophyta; Magnoliopsida; Brassicales; Brassicaceae.